AUAUUUUUUGACAUAAAGCUACCAACAAAUGACAACUUCGGCCAAUUCUUCGAUGAGGCUUUGAAUUACAAACACAAGUUGUGUGAGCGAGGAGCAUUGUAUCGACCACCCACAAUUAAUGCAAAGCUCACACAAACCUUGGUUUAAUCCCCCGCCCCAAAAUUUCACUAAUUUGGUGUCACAGAAAGCUUGUAUAUAAUCAACACCAAAGGUUCAACCAUCAUCAUCCCCCCUUUGCUUGCAUCGUCUCUUGAGCUCCAUCAUCCUUCAACCCUCCAUGGCUUCUGUUCUCUCUUCAUCUCCUCUCUCAAUGACCCUCUCGGCCGCCGCCCCAUGGAUCCAACCUAGACAGCUCAAUGCCAUGAGCGUCUCUAUGGUUAAUGGGCUAAGGCUCCCACGAAGUAUUCAACUCAAAGGAGUUACAAAGAGCUCACUUCCCUUUUCAAGACGUUUCAAGUCAAAAAUCUCAUGCUCCGUUGCUCAACCGGAGACCCUAGAGAUCGUUCAAAACACCAUAGCCAAACAGCUAUCCAUCGAUGAGACCACCGUGACUCCUCACACUAAAUUCGCUGAUUUGGGAGCUGAUUCACUCGACACCGUGGAGAUUAUGAUGGCAUUGGAGGAGGAGUUCGGAGUGUCCAUCGGAGAAGGUGGAGCUGAGAAUGUUUCAACCGUUCAAGAUGCUGUUGACUUGAUCGAGAAAGUCAAGGCAGAGGCUGCUUAAUAUCUUGGGUUUUUAUAAACCAAUUUGGAAUUUUCUUUCUUUUUUUUUUCUUUUUUUUCUUUUUUCUUUUUUUUUUUUUGCUGAGUGGAGAUGACAGAGAAUGAUUAUCUCUGGAUGAUUGAGUUUGGAAUUUGAAUAAAUGUUUUAGUGUUCGUUGGAAGUUGUUUAUUUCA
This is a messenger RNA of Asparagus officinalis (garden asparagus), 897 nucleotides long. RefSeq names its product acyl carrier protein-like. Gene Ontology annotation, molecular function: acyl carrier activity. Lineage: Eukaryota; Viridiplantae; Streptophyta; Magnoliopsida; Asparagales; Asparagaceae. The transcript is spliced from 4 exons. Bases 278 to 724 code for a protein of 148 amino acids. The record is from RefSeq and is a predicted model, not a curated record. Gene Ontology annotation, biological process: fatty acid biosynthetic process.